Phaethon lepturus (White-tailed tropicbird) is the source of this 756-nucleotide messenger RNA. RefSeq names its product receptor-type tyrosine-protein phosphatase R-like. Bases 1 to 756 code for a protein of 251 amino acids. NCBI's taxonomy places the organism in Eukaryota, Metazoa, Chordata, Aves, Phaethontiformes, Phaethontidae. Gene Ontology annotation, molecular function: protein tyrosine phosphatase activity. The record is from RefSeq and is a predicted model, not a curated record. Gene Ontology annotation, biological process: protein dephosphorylation. The transcript has 5 exons.
AUGGCAGGGCGCGCGGAAGGGCGCGUGGAAGGGCGCGCAGGAGGAGGGGCGCUGAAGCUCUGCCGGCUCGACCAGGGAGCAAUGGCGUCCACCCGGCAGAAAGCCACGGCCUCUACACUGCAAAUGGAUGUAAACAAGCUGAAUAUCACAUUGCUUCGGAUAUUUCGCCAAGGAGUGGCAGCAGCACUGGGACUGUUACCUCAGCAAGUUCAUAUCAACAGACUCAUUGGGAAGAAGAACUGUGUGGAACUGUUUGUGUCCCCACUGAACAGAAAGCCAGGAAUUUCCGAGGCACUCCCAUCUGAAGAAGUGCUGCGUUCCCUUAAUAUCAACAUUUUGCAUCAGAGUUUAUCCCAGUUUGGAAUAACAGAGGUUUCCCCUGAGAAAAAUGUUUUGCAAGGCCAGCGUGAAGCAGACAAAAUCUGGAGCAAAGAAGGAUUUUAUGCGGUUGUCAUAUUUCUCAGCAUCUUUGUCAUUCUAGUAACUUGUUUAAUGGUUCUGUACAGAUUAAAGGAGAAGAUUCAGUUGUCACUGAGGCAAGAGAAGGAAAAAAAGCAGGAGAUCCACCUCUCGCCCCUUCCCCUGCAGACGUCUCAGUCUAAGACCACCAACAGUAUGGUCCAGCCUGAACAGGCUCCUAAGGCUGUCAAUGUUGUAGUGGACCCUCAAGGUCAAGGAGUUCCUGAGCUCAAACCUCCCCUGUGUGCCAGUCCAUCUCCUUUCAGAAUGAAACCUGUGGGGCUCCAGGAAAGGUAG